ACAUCGUGAGGUUUCGGCUUUUUCCGGGACAUAACAGUCAGUUAGCUAGCUAACUUGAUUAGCCUGCAACUGCAGCCAAUGUUUCUAUGGUAUUUGUUGUCAACCGAGUGGGAGCGGAUGAAACAACUAUAAUUAAAUGAUGGCGGACGUCGAGGGACAAGACAUUUGUUCGCCGGUCCCUCCGCUGCCUCACCCUUCAUCCUGCAGCGGCGCGGAUAGCGGGAACGUUACCCCAGACGCCGGCGGAGGUUGCCAGACACCAGCUACGGUUACGUCGGGCCCACGGCUGGUUCGCAUUGUGAAGUCGGACUCGGGCUACGGUUUCAAUGUCCGGGGACAAGUUAGUGAAGGAGGGCAGCUCCGAAGCAUUAACGGGGAACUGUACGCGCCACUGCAGCACGUUAGUGCCGUCCUACCGGGGGGAGCCGCUGACAGAGCAGGCAUCUCCAAGGGUGACAGGAUCCUGGAGGUCAAUGGUGUGAACGUGGAAGGGGCUACGCACAAGCAGGUGGUGGAUCUGAUCCGCGCCGGCGAGAAAGAGCUGGUGCUCACCGUGCUGUCCGUGCCGCCGCAGGAGGCCGACUGUCUGGAUCUCGGCGACGAUGGAUCGGCCCAGUCCUGUUAUGACUACUCCGACAAGCAAGCCGUUCCCAUCUCCAUCCCCAGCUACAAACACACUGAGCUCAACAGUGAAAAGUUUGUGGUCUACAACGUCUACAUGGCAGGCAGACAACUGUGUUCCAAGCGCUACCGGGAAUUUGUUAUUUUGCACCAAAACUUGAAGAGGGAAUUCGCCACUUUUACAUUUCCGAAGCUGCCUGGGAAAUGGCCGUUUUCACUGUCGGAGCAGCAGCUGGAUGCACGGCGCAGAGGCCUGGAGGAAUACUUGGAGAAAGUGUGCUCAGUACGGGUAAUAGGAGAAAGUGAAAUUAUGCAGGAAUUUUUGUCUGAAUCAGAUGAGAAUUAUAACGGGGUGUCCGAUGUGGAGUUGAGAAUAGCGAUGCCUGAUAAAACUACACUCACAGUGAGAGUUCGCAAAAACUCUACAACAGACCAAGUGUAUCAGGCUGUGGUUAUGAAACUUGGGAUGGACAGCGUCACAGCCAGCUACUUUGCUCUGUUUGAGGUCAUUAACCACACAUUUGUGCGUAAGCUCGCGCCCAAUGAGUUCCCCCACAAACUGUAUGUACAGAACUAUACCUCAGCCAUCCCUGGAACCUGCCUCACCUUGCGUAAGUGGCUCUUCACCACAGAAGAAGAGAUUCUGCUCAACGAUAACCAGCUCGCCGUCAGCUACUUCUUCCAUCAGGCUGUUGACGACGCGAAGAAAGGAUUUGUCAAAGCUGAACAGAAGUCCUACCAGCUGCAAAAACUCGCAGAACAGAAGAAAAUGGCCACGUAUCUGAAUCUGUUGAGGAGUUGUGAAGGCUACAAUGAGAUCAUAUUCCCUCACUGUUCCUGCGACUCUCGCCGUAAAGGCCACGUAAUCACAGCCAUCAGUAUACAGCACUUCAAGCUGCACGCCUGCACGGAAGAGGGCACACUGGAGAACCAGGUCAUUGCAUUCGACUGGGGGGAGAUGCAGAGGUGGGACACGGAUGAAGAGGGCAUGGCCUUCUGCUUCGAAUAUGCAAGAGGUGAAAAGAAACCACGUUGGGUGAAGAUAUUCACACCUUAUUUCAACUACAUGCACGAGUGCUUUGAGAGAAUCUUUUGUGAGCUGAAGUGGAGGAAGGAGGUAGAAGAAGAAGCCACAGAUAAGGACAACAAGAACUGCAGUAAAGAUGGUAUGUGUGGAAAGAAUAUUUUCCAGCUGCUGAGGCACAGAAGGGAUGGAGGCACGUAGGGAGGGAGAUCAUCGCCUCUUAGCGACAGAGGCGAUCUGGUAACAGCAGCGUUUGGGCCCUGACCUUGCCCCGGCAGCACUUGGCUGUUAAUUAUGAAGACGUCAUUUACACUCCAUUUACCACAAUAGAAGAAGCUCCACCUACAUGCGAGCCAGCAAGCAUCCCAUCAGUCCAGGAGAGGACAUAAAAGAAAAGGGACUAAAAGGCUACAUGACUGGAAAGAAGACUAACUUUAGAGUUUGAGCGAUGAUUGACUCAAAGCGAUGGAUUCAUGCAAGCUUUCUUUCAUUUCUUUCUUUCAUUUUUUUUUGUUUUUUUUUCUGAAAAUGAAACUUGACGUUCUGUGAAAUUAGCAAUGUACUAACAGAAGAAGGUAAAAGCAGUCAAAGAAGGAACGGCGGUUCACACUCGCACCAAAAAUCUGAUCUUUAGCCGGCUUCUUGAGUAAUCAGAUUAUUCAAGCGAUCAUGUUAAAAACCAUGAUCUGAAUCCUAAAUCAGAUUAAUGUCAUCUGAUCUUUAGAUAUUUGAUUAACAAACCCAGAUUUCUCCCACAUUUCUUCCUGCAUGUGCAUUUGUUCAUGAGGUUGAGGUUAUUUUUUUGUGUCUCAGAAUGUGAAAAAGAAAAAAGGGAAUGAUUCCAAAAUGACUGAUAUGUAAACGGAAACGGCUAUUUUAUCUUUAUAGGGUAUAAGUGAAGGACAGCGGAAGCGUGUAAUGGAAUUUACAGAUCUGUAACCUUGGUAGGACGGCUCUGACAUGCUGGUCAUGGCUAACCUCAAACUACAUGACAGAAAGGAAGUCUCAGUCCCUGCAAACACACAAAGAAAUCUGACAAGAAACAUUUACUCCAGAGUUUAUUGUUAGCAGAUUAAUGAAAUGCAUACUAACACAUUAGAUCUGGUGAUUGCAGUUACAAUAUGACUAAACUACACAUUCUCACUUUUAACUCAUGUGGUUGUAUGGUUUGGGCGACAAGUUAGGGACACCCAAAAUGUCAAAAAAUGUUUGUAAGGGGCCCGAAUCAUAUGUCCAUAUAUGACUAGUUGGGAGUGAGAAUGCAUUACUAUAAAAUAUUUGUUAAUCUCUUAUUCUGCAAGUGGUUUCACUUAAAAAGACGAGAGGUCUGCAGAGAAACUGAAAAAAAUAAUAAUAAUCCAAGAAAUUAUAUUGUUUUGUUUUUAUUUGUAUAAUGGUGCAGGCAGCAAGUAUUUGGUCAAUAAUAAAAGUUCAUCCCAAUACUUUUAAUGUAACCCUGGUUCAAAGGUUCCCUGAUGGUUUCCACCACGUUUACAUUGUAGCUGCUAUUUUGGUCCAUUCUUCCAUGCAGAUCUUCUCAAGAGCUUUUGGAGGUUGUUGCUGAGCAACAGGGACUUAAAACUCCCUCCACGGAUUUUCUAAUUGGUUGAGGUCCAGAGGCUGGCUAAGUCACUCCAAAACCUUGAAAUCCAUUCUUUGUAGCCACUCCUUUUUUACCCAGGUGAUCUGUUUGGGAUUAUCGUUAUGCUGGAGGAUCCAGACACAUUUUAUUUUAAAUGUUUUCACUGAUCGAAGGAGGUUUUUAUACAAAAUCUCACCUCAUUAGUUACAAUACCCUUCAUACAAAUUAGUUUUCUUGUCCCCUUUGAUGUACAGUAGCCCAGAAUUAUGAUGUUUCCACCCCCAUGCUUCACAGUGGGUAUGGUUCUCUUACUACUGCAACAGUCAUCUGUUUUUAGGAGCUAAAUACUUGUUUUCUGCAUCAUUUUACAAAUAUAUUCUUUUAAAAAAAGUGAUUUCUUGGAUUGUUUUUCUACAUUCGUCCACUAGCAGUUAAAGUAUUUCUGAGAUAAAUAUUACAGACUUCUUAAGUGGGAGAACUUGCAGAAUCUAUGACUGACAAAGGCUGUUUCUUUGUGUCUGAUCUGUGUCCCAUCACUCCUGUUAUCAGACAAACAUGCCCACUAAAAAGGGAUUCCAAAACACUGGGAGAUAUUUUCAUUUCCGUUAACAGAUUAGAGUGUUUUGUCGUUUGCUUGUGGAUAGAAGUUUUCCCUGAAAAAAAAACUGUAAUGAAGCCCUUUUCAGACAUGUGAUACUUAACAUUAAUGAGUUUGUGGGUUCAACUGUUGGCAUUCCUUCAUUUGAGUAAAAGGUUUGCCGUUUAUUUGCCACUCAGGAUUCACAGCUUCUCAUGAUAAUUUACUAACAGUUUGUCAUUGUAAAAAAAACAUGAUAUAAUAGUGAGCAUGCUGCGUAUGAAGAAUGUUAGUCAAUUUUAGGAAGAGAAAAAGUUGAUUUAUAGCACAGAAAAAAAGGACUUUCAGCUUCUGCAACUCAAAGGUUUAAACUUUUCUUGUAUUUAUUUAGGGCAUUGACAAAUGUCUGAAAGGGGCUUACAUUACUGCAAAAUCCUGUUACACUAAAACACCAUUAAGUUUGAAUCUUAAAAACUUUUCAGAUGAUGCUAAAAGAUGCUAGAGUUACAGACGACGUCCUCUCGUUAUCGAUUAGAUUUAUUUUCGCGUUCAGGGAACAACUGAAGAGUUUGAACAAAUCUUGCACUUUAUCUGACUGUAAGAAGCAUUUCAAUUUAUUUAAAUUGAAAAAGUGCUCAUGUGCACUAAAAACUGGAAUAAGGUAAAUUUUGUGUGUACUGACAGUAUUAUGUGAAGAAUCCAUGCAGUUAACAUUUAUCAGGGUGUUGUGGAGCUCAAGUGACUUUCUGUUUUCUGUUCAUUACCCAGAACAGACAGUAGGAGUCCUUCUCUUCCUUCUGUCUCUCUGGGCCACAGUUAUUACUUUGUCUCUUGAAUUUCCCUACAGGAUUUAUAAUAGGCUUCUAAUUCAAGUGGAAUUUUCAUGCAACAGUAUUAUCUGUGUGUCUGAUACUUUGGCGUCAUCUACUGAGGAUUCAGGCUAAGUGGGGCGAGGCUCUCUCAGUAAAGAAAUGAGUUUCAUCCCUGUAUUACAAGAUAAAUGCAGCUCUCAGACACUAAAGGCUUUCUAGCUGACUAUAUUACUGUGAUGGAAUCAAAUGAUAUGAAGGUAAUUAUUCUCUUUAAACUGAUUCAAACAAAAGAAAAUGUUCAUCUGAGAUGUAAAAAAGGUGAAAUAAACUGAGAUUUAAAAGAAAUACAGUGUUCCUUACAAAUUACAGAAUCCAACUUUAAAUUACAAAAUUUGACUCAAAGAAUGUAAUUUUGACACUUCAUUUAUUAAUUGUGGUUCUGUUUGAGUGUUUUUCUUUAAAAACCUUUUUAUAAAUUAAGUAGCGACUGCUUUUACAUGUUGUAGAGGCUGACUUUGUUCAGCAAGAAUAAUAUAAAUCUGUUGAUUCUACUAUUAUCCAAGUGAUGCAACAUCAUUGGGAUACAAUAAUAUCAUUAUUAUGCAGAUAAAUCUAAUUGAUUAGAUAUUUGGCUUCUAUUCAGUUAGUAUCGGGUAUUCUUUUACUGACCAGGAGAGAAAUGUGAAUUGAAACCAGUUGUUCUCGCUAAAGGUUCUUGUUGAGCUGCUCCUCACCAAAGCUAUUUUAGGUUGAUUAAUGAGUUUAAACAGCUCUCUGGGAGCCUGCAGGAGGUUUAAUUGAGCACGUUGAGCCUUUAGCUGAGAGGCUGAACGUGCACUCCUGAUUUUUUCUCCCUUGCCCACCCAACCGGGUCUGACGUUGUCAGCCGCUGACCGCCACACGUCUCUCUCUGUCUCUGUUCUGAACGUGGUAAAACUUCAAUGUAUUUAUUUUUACUACGACCGUGUAAAGUACGGCAAAGCUUCUUUUAAAGAGUCUUCAAAGGAGGAAAAUGGGAAAAGAGACAAGUUUCUCAACAUGCUGAAUUGUUACAUUUAAAGAAGAUGCAUUGCUUACUGUAAUAAAUUGUAACAUAUUCUUUUGAAUAAACUGCUUUAUUGAUGCAA
Oryzias melastigma (Indian medaka) is the source of this 5743-nucleotide messenger RNA. It is a transcript of the gene snx27b, whose product is annotated as sorting nexin 27b. The record is from RefSeq and is a predicted model, not a curated record. Gene Ontology annotation, biological process: intracellular protein transport; signal transduction. Gene Ontology annotation, cellular component: early endosome. The coding region runs from base 137 to 1846 and encodes 569 amino acids. Gene Ontology annotation, molecular function: phosphatidylinositol-3-phosphate binding; protein binding. The transcript is spliced from 13 exons. Lineage: Eukaryota; Metazoa; Chordata; Actinopteri; Beloniformes; Adrianichthyidae.